Molecule: messenger RNA, 1053 nt
Organism: Archocentrus centrarchus (flier cichlid)
Lineage: Eukaryota; Metazoa; Chordata; Actinopteri; Cichliformes; Cichlidae
Product: endonuclease domain-containing 1 protein
Exons: 6
Coding region: 97-939 (280 amino acids)
Molecular function (GO): nucleic acid binding; hydrolase activity; metal ion binding
Source: RefSeq, a predicted model, not a curated record
GUGCUCAGAUAAAAGGAGUCGACAAACAGGGUGAAAGCCAGUUUCUUCAGGACAAACUGUGGCAGCAGACAGGUGCACCAGCAGUCCUGAUCCGGAAUGCAAACUUUUGUACCGCUGUGCGCUCUUCUCCUGCUCCUCUCUUUUGUCCACGCAGAUGUUGUGGAACGUUUUGAGGAUGUGCCAGAAUGCAUGAAAUACUUUUAUAAAGAGAAGGUGCCAGAGUGGGGGACUUCUACACCUGGUGCUGCCCGCCUCUGUCAGCGCUUUGUCAACAGGUUUCACUUUGCCACGCUGUAUGACACCAUCCAUCGUAUUGCUGUCUACUCUGCCUAUCAAUUCCAGCCCAGCAAUGGGGGUGGCAGGGAGAACAGGUGGUUUGUGGAGCCGCAGCUGGUAAACAAGUCCUGGCAAGCAGAGAUGAAAGAUGGAUACUGGCUGGGGAAGGACCACCCUGGGGUCUACCUCGGAGAAAGACAAGCUCUGAAUGAGGACUACACAAACUCUGGCUUUGACCGUGGUCACCUCAACCCCAAUGGACACCAUCCAGUCCCUAGCCGCAACGCCACUUUCACCCUGACCAAUGUGGUUCCUCAGAACCCAAAGCUGAAUCAGAAUGCCUGGAAGAUCCACGAGUCCCAGCUCACAGAGCUUUUUCUGGACAAGUGCUCUAAGGCCUACGUGCUGGUCGGUGUCAUUCCUUCUGCAGACAGCUGGAUUGUUAAAAACAAUGUGAAGCGUGUCAACAUCCCAGACUAUGUGUGGAAUGGCUACUGCUGUGUGGACAACAAUGAUAGACCCAUUCAGAGUGGCGCUGCCACAGCAAGGAACACCGAGGAAAACUGGGUGGAGCAGCUCUCUCUGGACGAGCUGGGAGAAUUCUUGCAGCAGUUCUCCACAAAACCAGUAGGGGAGCUGUUUUACAACAAUUGCAGAGCAUGAAAGCGAUGACUAAGAUUAAUUUAAGGCACUUUUAAUUUUACAUUUUUGUUUUACAGCUUUUAAACCAAUGAAUCCCUUAUCUUUAAAUGCUAAAUAAAUGAAUAUAAAUGAGAA